GCAUCUUCUCAUCACAGCUUGUUUGACUAUCUCCACCACCAAGUCUUCGGCAUCUCCUUCUUUCACUCUUUGCGGCCCAAGGGAGCCCGCCCGAACACCCUCGAUAGGUAGUGCAGCUAGGUGCACUUAAGGACUACCACCACCAUCUCGCACCUUAUCGCCACACAGUUAACUUCGCUGGGGGACCCCGUUUGGACCCCACUCCGGCUUCAACUGCAAGAUUUGUUUACCCGACAACCUCAACUUACCUACAUUUCACCGCUAGAGGUGCGGGACUCAUCUUUCCCACCCUUUGACUCGAUAUUGAUUCUCUUCAGCGAUUCGGUCGUUGACAGUACAACAUCAUGGACUCUAUGCGAAGUUUGAACACCUCCCUCCCGGGCGCCUCAGCGGCCGCCAAGCAGCCGACGCAAAAUGACUCCCCCGAGCAACUCAUCGACGCCUUCAAGGCCGCCGCGCUCUCUGUGACGAAACUCUACAAGACCUCUGCGGCCGCUCAAUCCAAGGCCCGCAUGGACGGCUAUCAAGACUGCCUCGACGACCUGCUAUCGUUCCUCGACAAUGAGAGAAUCGGUCUGGGCGACGGCGAUGGCUGGAGGAUCCGAAGUUGGGCGACCGAGAAGCUGGACGGCGCCAGAGAUGCGGGCUCACAGAACGCCGAAAGCGACGACGAGGCGGAUAAGGCGGAAACUGCUUCCUCUCCGGAACUGAAUAGGACGAGCAGCAGCACACAACUCUCAUCCCAGCUAAGAACGGACUCGGCGCCCCCUAGCAUCCCGCAGCCCAUCGAGGAAGAGGAGCAAGAAGGACGCGAACCGAUAUCAGUCACGGUACCGACGGCAGACUCCUUCACCUUUCAAUCAUCUCACCCCUGGCCGCCUCAACCUCAGCAACAAGAUGCCUACCUGAACCUCGCAAACCUGGACCUCUCAGACUCUCGGACACACGACGCAUCGUCAACAAACACAAACCCCGCAACGCGCACAGCAAGACCACGACACCCCGCCAACAUGCCCCGUUCAGCAUCAAGACAAGGAAGCAAUCUCGGCCGUGGCGCGGGCUCGAAGCGCAAGAUCAACUUUGCAGAGAUAUUCGACCUCAGCAGUCUGGACAAGAACAUGUUUGGCGGCGGACCAAAGCGUAGCAGGCACACAUAGUGCAUUUGCCCGACUAGCAUUCCACGACUUUCUUCACUUUCGACAGCGGUUCAACUUUGGGGGUGGGUUAGCGGAACGCGUCCUACUACACCUCCUGAAGUUGUCUGUUUAACGGUUAUACGGACAUCAUUGUCUUGACGACGGGACUGAGCGAGCAUCGAAAGGGG
Messenger RNA from Colletotrichum scovillei, 1324 nucleotides. RefSeq lists its product as uncharacterized. The coding region runs from base 345 to 1157 and encodes 270 amino acids. The record is from RefSeq and is a predicted model, not a curated record. Lineage: Eukaryota; Fungi; Ascomycota; Sordariomycetes; Glomerellales; Glomerellaceae. The transcript has a single exon.